GUCUUCAAUAGAAAACUAGAAGUAAACCAAGUAUAAGUUGAUGAAUUACGAAACUGGAAAAGAAAGUUUUUUAAAAAAAGAUGAUGUCAAUCAACUAUUCAAGAUGGUGAAGGCGAAGAACGUCAUUGGAGUUCAACUAAAAAGAACCAAACUUCUAGCACAGAUAUUGUGAAGACAGACAGAGCAAACAAUCGAAAUGACAUCCUCAGAAACCCUUCGAAUGAAUGAAUGGACACAGAAUCAAAGUUUACGAAGUUUUGACGAAUUUGUUCAGAAUGAAAUAUUAUGCCAAAGGAUGCACAAAUCUCCAUCAGCCAAUCGUCCUAUAUGUCAUCCUAUUAAUAUGGAACUAAUCAGACUAAAGUCUUUUCAUAAUUACCCGUGCUCUAAAUAUGUGUCUACACUGCGGCUGGCUCGCCAGGGGUUUUAUUAUUGUAGGGAGAAUGACGUCACAAUUUGCUUUGCUUGUGGCUGUAUGAAACGAGACUGGAGGUCUGACGAUGUCGUUGAGGUCGUUCGUCGUAACAUGUCUCCUGACUGUCCCCUUCUGUCGUCACAGCCGACCAGUAACACCCAAAUUGGUAAUGACCAAAGGAAUGGGCAUUGUAAAAACGAACUUGGGCAAACAAUUAACGCUAGUGGCAACGAUUUAUCUAGCAAUAACAGUAGACUACCAUCUUCUUUAACUUCAGACAGUGUUUUGUCUGGAAACAAAUUAACAAAAGAACCGAAUGCUGAUAGAAAAGACAAAAAAGCUGACGUACAAGCUCUCGCGUCACGGAAGAAGCCAAACAACGCUAGUUGCAACAAUUUUCCUAGCAGUAGCAAUAGACAUCAAUCCUUAUUAACUUCAGGAAGUAUUUCGUCUGGUAACACAAUCAAAAAAGAACCAAAUAUUGAUAAAAUAGACAAAAAAGGUAGCAGUAAAGCUCCUUCGUCAAAUAAAACUGCAAACGACCUGUUGACCAGGACAAAAAUACAACAGGAUAAGAUAAAUGCAUUCAUUCGGAACCUGGAUCCAUUAGGAAUAAACUUUGACCGUCCGAAAUACCCGUCGUACUUGGUGCUAGAUGUAAGGCUGAGUUCCUUUGCGGAUUGGCCAUCUAGUCUAUCACAGACCCCUAGAGAUUUGGCUGUAGCGGGGUUUCUGUAUGCAGGUUACACCCGCUGUUUCUUUUGUGGGGGAGGUUUACGUAACUGGGAGCCCGGAGACGAUCCAUGGACAGAACAUGCCCGAUGGUUUCCGAAGUGUGCCUUUGUGAGACAAAACAAAGGAGACGAAUUUGUUGCCUUAGCUCAUAUUCAGCAUCAAGAACUGGAAGCUAUUGGAGAACCGAACGAAAACCAGGCUAGAGACCAAGCAUCUGGACCCAUAACUUCAACCUCUGAACGUUCAUCAUUGCCAAAUAUAUGUAAUCUUCCAGCUUUUCAGGGUGUUUUAGAAAUGGGAUAUCCGUCUCAUGUUAUACAAGAAGCUCUUGACGUUCUUAAAAACACAAAAGAGUACAUAAACAUCAAGGCCGAAGAAGUAAUGGAGGUCAUACUCUCUGGAGACGACAAACCACCCUCGUCUGCUGCGAGAACGUUGGAUAGUGUCAAUAACAUUAUUACAAAGUCAUAUGAAGAUAUCAUAAAUGUUAAUAAGCAGCAAACAAACUCUUCAAUGUCAAUUACAAAAGAAUCUGAUGAAGCAGACACUCGCUCGUUGAUCGAGGAGAACAGACAACUGAAGGACCUCAGGAUGUGUAAGAUCUGUAUGGAGAAGGACGCCUCCAUCGCCAUGUUGCCGUGUGGACAUCUUUGUUGUUGUACGGACUGUGCUCCCGCCAUGCGGAAGUGUCCAAUAUGUCGGCAGUUCGUAAAGGGGACUGUCCGUGCUUGGCUAACAUGA
Magallana angulata is the source of this 1891-nucleotide messenger RNA. Its product is annotated as baculoviral IAP repeat-containing protein 7-like. Gene Ontology annotation, biological process: positive regulation of protein ubiquitination; negative regulation of apoptotic process; regulation of cell cycle. Gene Ontology annotation, molecular function: ubiquitin protein ligase activity; cysteine-type endopeptidase inhibitor activity involved in apoptotic process. Lineage: Eukaryota; Metazoa; Mollusca; Bivalvia; Ostreida; Ostreidae. The transcript has 5 exons. The record is from RefSeq and is a predicted model, not a curated record. Gene Ontology annotation, cellular component: nucleus; cytoplasm. Bases 197 to 1891 code for a protein of 564 amino acids.